ACAGUUCUUUCGUCCAAGGGCAGAGCAUUGCACACAGCUACCCUAAAGCAGAGAGCCAAGCAGAUCAGCCUAGGUUAUAGAGCAAGGACUCUUCUGAAAGAAUAUUCAGAUCGGUGGGUCUGGUACCACUACAGGAGGAGGGGAAAGGAGGGGAAAGGGCUGGAGGUGCAACCGACUGAGGAGAGACGGGGUCUGCAGGUCACACAACAGCUCAUCCACACAACCCAAGAAGCAGGGAUAUCGAGAGAAAAGGAAGAGAGACUUCACUGGCAGAACAGCAAGCCAGGGGAGAAAGGAGGAGAGGCAGACCUGCACCAUGAGUGGCAUCAAAUAUGAGAGGAUGAACGAAUAUGCUCUGGACAUGGACAAUCCACCACCCUACUCUGAAAAGAAUGAGGAGCCUGGUCCUUCUCCUUGGAUGGCACCCACCACGGGCAGCAGAGAAACUCCCGCUGUGCCACACCAGUACACCCCUUACUAUGGUCCAGCCAGCACAGCACAAACUACGCAAACCAUCGUCAUCAGUUCCAUGCAGGCCAGCCGUGAACCAGACUACCUGGCGUAUUCCAUCUUCACCAUGCUCUGCUGUUGCCUCCCCUUGGGUGUUGCUGCCCUUGCGUACUCGAUACAGACCCAAAAUGCCAACAAUAAUGGAAACCACAUAAGCGCUCGACGAAACUCCAGGCUGGCACUCAUAUUGGCUCACACGGCACUCGGAGUGGGUCUUGGGUGCCUGAUUAUAUACAUCAUCUUCUGGAUGAAUAUUUCUCACCAGAUAAUUGAAGUGCCAACCAUCAGCCCCUGAGGAUGCACAAUGUUCAUAUGCUAAAAGACCUUCCCUGCCCAAGAUGCCCAAGUCUGAGAAGUCCUCCUAAAUUGACGUCGUGCUCUUUGAAUCGUUCUGUAAAGCGGCACGCUCUGAGCUGGCUCGGACGCAUGUGCAUCAUGUCGCUUCUAUGCCCUUGUUCCAACUAGGGAUAGAUUUACAAUAUCAAGCGAUGAACAUCAUGUGUGAGCCAACUCUGUGAUACCCAAAGAUCUCAAACUCCUUCCAGGAGUAUCUCUCCCCUUUCUCAUUCUCCCACCCAGAGUUAUUUCGAGAGUCCUCUGGUCUUGCCCUGUUCCUCUUGACUGCUGACCAUUCUCCCAACAUUUCACAGAUAAUAAUUGGGACAUGCAUAUAACACAACUGUUGUCAGAGGUCAAAUUUCAACCCAAGCCCUGUCCUUGACACCCACCCCAUUCCUCAUUGUCCUACUUCUUUGGUCUUGUUUAUCCUGCGAGAACUUAUCCCAUGUGUUUUUAAUGCAAAGAAGGCAUUUGUGAGAUGCUUAGAGAGCCAUCUGAGGCAAAAUAAAUAAAAUAUACAC
Molecule: messenger RNA, 1370 nt
Organism: Zootoca vivipara (common lizard)
Lineage: Eukaryota; Metazoa; Chordata; Lepidosauria; Squamata; Lacertidae
Product: trafficking regulator of GLUT4 1-like
Cellular component (GO): membrane
Source: RefSeq, a predicted model, not a curated record